AUGACGGAUACACAACCAAGGAAAAUACGUAAAGUGUCUACUCAAGAGCAAAUUGAAGAUUAUGAAAAACUUCGUCAAAGAAUCAAAAAUCAUUUCAAAGAUGCCCUUAAAGGUAAAGGAUCAUCUAUGCUGUUGCAUUAUAUUGAUGAAAUAACCGAAUUAUAUAAAAGAGUUCAAUCACAAAAAGUUAAAGAUACAAGAGUUCAUUUAGAAGAUUCUGAAGUUUUCAAAGAAGCAUCGGAUUUUGCUGCCUUGAAUGCACGUAAUAUAGUUUUCGAUGAUUCAGGGAUCGCUCUUGAUGAUAAAGAAUUUUUCAAAUGUUUAAGAAGAUUUGCUGUUACUGAUCCUAGUCUUUUAAGUCGUAAUGAUAUAGGAGAUAAUGAUGGCAAUAAUAGUAACGAUGAGGAUGACGUAGAGGAUGAUGAUCUGGAUGAAGAAGAAGAAGCUAUUGCUGAUGAAUACACAUUCAAUAAAACAAAUUGGUUAAAACUUGGGAUUCUUUAUCAUCAAGUUAGUAAAAAAUCCAUACUGGUAGAUUUUUUGAAUGGACCCUUAAAAGCAGAAAAGAGGAAAAUAGUUCGAGCAAGAAAUGUUGAUGAUACUAAAGGUAGCGGGAUGGCGAAAACUGCUCGACAAGUUCAAGCUAGUGAUAUUUCUGGUAAUCAAGAACAAAAUACUGCCAAUAUGGUUAAAUCAGUUUAUCAAACAUAUAUUGAAAAAUAUGAUGGUAAUGGUGUUAAUUUAUUUAAAUUUUUUAUAAACCCUAGAUCAUUUGGUCAAAGUGUGGAGAAUUUAUUUUACACCAGUUUCCUCGUUAAAGAUGGUCGAUUGAAAUUAUAUGUGAAUAAUGACGGGAUGCCUUGUAUUCAAAGAGUGAGUAGUGAUGAAAUCAGAGAGGCUCAAUUGGAAAGCAAUAAAAUUUUUGCUAGUCAUCAUAUUGCUAGUUUUAAUUACAAAGCAUGGAAGAAAUAUACUCAAUUAUAUAACAUAAGAGAAGCAUUUUUGGGACAUCGUGAUGAACCUGAAGACCAAAUGCCACCUGAAGAUAUAAUUGAUUAUAAUGACGAGGAACCUAUACCGUCAUCUCAAAGAAGGGAUCUGAAUUCAUCGGAUUAA
Candida albicans SC5314 is the source of this 1116-nucleotide messenger RNA. Its product is annotated as Smc5-Smc6 complex subunit. The record is from RefSeq and is a predicted model, not a curated record. NCBI's taxonomy places the organism in Eukaryota, Fungi, Ascomycota, Pichiomycetes, Serinales, Debaryomycetaceae. The transcript has a single exon. Gene Ontology annotation, biological process: DNA repair. Gene Ontology annotation, cellular component: nucleus; Smc5-Smc6 complex. Bases 1 to 1116 code for a protein of 371 amino acids.